GCACGAGCCUGAAAGGUUAAAGCAAGGGACGUCGCUCCAGACCAAACGCGGAAAGAAAAAGAAAACAGUCAUUGCAGAACUGUAAAAUUACUUUAGACAGACACGAAUAACGUUAACUACAGCCGCGGUACUCCAGUACAAAGGCAUAAUAUAACAUAAUGCCAAAAAAGAAAGACACUGGAAAAGGUGGCGCUCCUAUGCCAAGAAUUCGAGAAAACUCGAGACUUAUGCGCACACAUGAAACUAUGGUAGAUUUCAUAAGUGGACGUCAUUCUUCAAACUCUAUCCUGGAUGUCUUUGCCUCUGGUUUAUUAGGUUUAGAUUUUUUAAGGACCUUUGAAGGGGAGCUGGAGAGCGACAUCAUAUAUUCUGACGACGACGACGAUGAUGAUGACGACGAUGAUCACUAUUGUCCACAACAUGCUGCUCACAGGUCUUUAGAACCACAUCCACGAAUAAAACAACUCACUGACGAGGAGGCUGAUAAACAUGCGAAGGAAUUGAAAGAAGAAGAGGAACGACGGAAAGAGAAAACUAAGAAAAACAAGCGUAAGAAAUUGCGUAAAAAAGAAAAGAAACGGAUAGACAAGGAGAAUGCUGUUAAAAAUAUUUUACCUGAGGAAGAGCAAGGGAAGUCAGACUCGUCAGAAAAUCAGGAAGAAAAUCCUGUUAGUGAAAAUAAUGCAGUGGCAAAUGAAUCUCCUGAAUCUGGUAAAACACUAAAUGGAACUGCGGUGGCUGCAUAUAAUGAGAGCAGUGAUAAUAAUAAAGAACAUUUUGUGGAGGUGAAUAAAAAAGAAGAUGGGGAGCAAAAGGAUUUGGAUUUAAAUCAUUCAAAUUCUUCUACAACAAAAUCGGUGCCUGAGCAGACGUGUAACCAGAGGCCUGCAAAUGAACGAAAAAAGGAAAAAAAUAAAUUAGUGAAAUUCCAGCAGUCCCUGGAGGAAAAGAAAAAGGUUGUUGAUAAACCUGAAAUUCAAAAGAAAGAAGAGAAACCUCAACCUAAUACAGAGAAAACAGUGGACCCUGCUGCAGAAGAGUUGGCAAAAAGAAGCAGAGAGCUUGCUGGUAUGGGAAAUCGCCUGGCUGCCACUGGACAGUAUGAGAUGGCCGUGAAAUGCUUUACUGAUGCAAUUAAAUACAACCCAAAGGAAUUUAAGUUAUUUGGAAAUCGGUCCCUGUGUUAUGAAAGACUGCAGCAGUAUGAAAACGCUUUCAGGGACGCAGAUCUAGCUCUCUCCAUGGAGCCAAACUGGAUAAAAGGUUUAUUUAGGAAAGGAAAAGCUCUCUGUGGGCUCAAGAGAUACUACGAGGCCUCGCUAAUCUAUAAGGAGGUGUUGAAGCUGGAAAGUUCGAGUGCUGAAGCCACGCAAGAGCUGAAACGAGCACAGACGUUGCACCUAAUGGAAAUGGGAUUCACCUGGGCGCAGAGCUCCGAGGCCUUGAAAACACACGCCACGUUAGAGGAAGCAGUUGAAGCUCUGUUUGGUGACAACGAUGCCUGCGCCAAUUGGGACUACACAGACCAACCAGUGGCGCAGGAAGAAGACUGCGAUGAAGGGGAGUGGACUGUCCGACAAACAACUCGUCCUAGAAUGCAGCCGGUCAAAGAGUUGGAUGCCUUUGGCCAAAACAGAUCGAAUUCUCACUCUCCAACACCCCAUCCAAGGAAUUUUGUCAAACCUGACCUUUUCCCCAUUUGGGUUGGAUCCUUGGCUCCUGCUGUCACCUACUCAACACUCCACGAGCUCUUCAGCAGAGCUGGGACUGUGUACAGCAUCAAGAUGCUGCUGGAACACCAGUGUGCCUUUGUGAACUACGCCAAAAAAGAAGACUGUGACAGAGCCAUCCAGUGUAUUAAUGGAAUGGUGGUAGAGGGCGCUCCACUCUCGGUGCGAUAUCCCAAUAAAAUCCCCACUGGACUUGGAAUGUCCAGAGCGGCCGCCAUUGACCCAUAUUCACGCCCCGGCUUGUACAAGAAGGAGUGCUUUUUCUGGAGGACCACCGGCUGUACCAGGCAGGACUGCACCUACAGACACGUCCCAGAGCACAAGCAUGUUGACAAGGACAAAUUCACCAGUAGACUGGGAAAUGUGAACAUGUAGGAAGU
Etheostoma spectabile (orangethroat darter) is the source of this 2110-nucleotide messenger RNA. RefSeq lists its product as uncharacterized. The record is from RefSeq and is a predicted model, not a curated record. The transcript is spliced from 18 exons. Bases 159 to 2105 code for a protein of 648 amino acids. NCBI's taxonomy places the organism in Eukaryota, Metazoa, Chordata, Actinopteri, Perciformes, Percidae. Gene Ontology annotation, molecular function: metal ion binding; RNA binding; protein binding.